AGAGCCGCUCCGCUGACCGCCGCUCCCCGUGACGCCUCGACCGGAGUCUCAGUGCGCGGACACACCGGCUCCCUGCUCUGUGUGAGAGCGCAGCAGAGGGCAUGUUUUCCGCGUAGCACCGAGUGCUGCUGAUGGGAACCUCGGUACGCUCGCCAGCUCCGUGUGCGUAUUGUAGUCCCUUCCAGCUGAACGGCCGGUGGUAUCAGGAGGCUGCAGGACCGCUCAGUCGGACCAGAAAGACAACACCAUGAAGUUGGCGGUCCUCCUCCUCCUCCUCUUGUCGGUGUCCUGCCCGGUGGACCUCGCCGACAUCCGCGCUCAAAGUGAGUUUGUGUCCUUGGCUGAGAUGGAGGAUGCCCUACUGAAGAACCUUUUCCAGGGCUACCAGCGCUGGGUGAGGCCCAUCCAGCACGCCAACGACACUAUUAAAGUACGCUUUGGACUCAAGAUUUCCCAGCUGGUCGACGUGGAUGAGAAGAACCAGUUAAUGACAACUAAUGUUUGGCUGUGUCAGGAGUGGAUCGAUUACAAACUACGAUGGAAUCCAGAGAAAUAUGGGGGAAUCACUUCUAUCAGAGUUCCCUCUGAAAAUAUCUGGCUCCCGGACAUUGUCCUCUAUGAGAAUGCUGAUGGGCGGUUUGAGGGCUCCCUGAUGACCAAAGCCAUUGUGAGGUACAACGGUGCCAUCACUUGGACACCACCUGCUAGUUAUAAAUCUGCCUGCACUAUGGACGUCACUUUCUUCCCCUUUGACCGCCAGAACUGCACCAUGAAAUUUGGCUCCUGGACGUACGAUGGAAACAUGGUAGAUCUCAUUCUGAUAGACAAGCAGGUUGAUCGGAAGGACUUCUUCGAUAAUGGGGAGUGGGAGAUCCUUAGUGCCACUGGUGCUAAAGGGAACAGGAAGGACGGCUUGUAUUCGUACCCCUUCAUCACUUAUUCCUUCAUUCUCAAGAGGCUGCCGUUGUUCUACACCCUAUUCCUAAUCAUCCCUUGUUUGGGUUUGUCCUUUCUGACUGUUCUGGUGUUUUACCUUCCCUCAGAUGAGGGAGAGAAACUGUCACUUUCUACCUCCGUCCUCGUGUCUCUCACUGUGUUCCUUCUGGUCAUCGAAGAAAUCAUCCCCUCCUCCUCAAAGGUGAUCCCGCUCAUUGGAGAGUAUUUGCUGUUCAUCAUGAUCUUUGUCACGCUCUCAAUCAUCGUCACCGUUUUUGUCAUCAACGUGCACCACCGCUCCUCGGCCACCUACCACCCCAUGUCGCCAUGGGUUCGUAACCUCUUCCUUCAGAAACUGCCAAGGCUGCUCUGCAUGCGCGGACACACCGAUCGUUACCACUACCCAGAGCUAGCUCCUGAAAGCCCGGAGCUGAAGCCCCGCUCCGGAGGUCGGCGAGGCGGCCAAAGAUCAAACAGCGGAGGCCAUGGACAGACAGCUUCUGAGGGAAAGGAUGAUGAGGCCUGGGCAACCAUGUUGGACAAGGCUAUCUACUCUGUGCGGUACAUUAGCAGACAUAUCCGCAAGGAACACUUCAUCCGUGAGGUUGUGCAAGACUGGAAGUUUGUGGCCCAGGUGUUGGACAGGAUUUUCCUGUGGGCUUUCCUCACCGUCUCAGUACUGGGCACCAUCCUCAUCUUCACUCCAGCUCUGCAGAAGUUUCUGAAAGUUCUCCCUCCGGCUGCAAGUGAAGAGCCACCUUCAAACUAGUAGAAAUUAUACACUCCUUUCACAUGCAACUACUGACAAACCACUGAGCAAAAGGAAACCACUGCAGGUUCAUUUAAAGGAGAACUUUGACAUGAUUUUUGGUUGGUUAGGUUUUUUUGUCUAGACACUGUGUGAAAUGUUAUGUAAGCCAUCAAGUAAGUAUAAUUUUAUUCCCAUUAUGGCAUAUUUUGAAUUAUUAUGAAGAUCUAAUAUUUUGUUUAUAGAUAAAUAAGACAAUCAUAGUGAAAAAUUGUUUACUUUUUAGCCAGUUAAAGAUAAUAUAUAAUAAUAAUAAUAAUGUGUAGUUACAUUACCCAAAACAUAUUCAACAAUAUUCAAACCCAGAAAAAUGCCUUUGAUCUGAUCCACGUUCUGGACUUGUAUUUCAUUUUGCAGUCUGGCAUUUCUCACGUGGAUUCUACAGAUUUUGUCUUUGAGCUGGUUAAUAAAAUGUAUAACCAUCAAUAUCACACUAUUCAGCAAUAUGUUUUAUUCGUAACUAAUCUGUCACAGUAAUAACAGUGAGAAAGGGUGGUUUUCGGUAGGACACAUCCAAAGCACAAAAUACCUCUUGUUGUUACUAUUUUUAGAAGUUUACUGAGAUGACAUAAUCCCUCCCAAUAACAUUUGAGCUAUCUUAUACAUUCAUCAGUUAUACAACAAGCCUUCACAUGUUAGCAGACAUUAAAGUCAUUAAGUGACUGAUCAGAGCUCUAAAUUGUGAUGUUUUAUCUGAAUGGCUUGUGCUCUUUUAUUGUUAACUGCUGUGUUUUUUGUCUUUCUCACAGUCCUUAAAUUUUAAACAACAUAAUAGAAAGUUUAAUGAAUAAAUUUAGACAUUUCUUGUUUGAACUACACAAUCCUCCAAAGUACAAUAUUUGUAUUAUUCAGAUAUACUAUAUAGACAAAAGUACUGGGGCACCUUACCAUUACACCAACAGGGACUUAAAUGACAUUGCAUUCUCACUACACAGACAGCUUUGCAGUUGUAACAGCUUCCACUGUUCUGGGAAGGCUUUCCGCAAGAUGUUGAAAUGUUUAUGAUGGAAUUUUUGCCUAUUCAUGCAGUAGAGCAUUUAUGAGGUCAGACACUGAUGUUGGACGAAAAGGUCUGGCUCACAAUCUCUGUUCCAGUUCAUCCCAAAGGUGUUUCAGUGGGG
This is a messenger RNA of Scatophagus argus, 2865 nucleotides long. Its product is annotated as neuronal acetylcholine receptor subunit non-alpha-2-like. Gene Ontology annotation, molecular function: transmembrane signaling receptor activity; acetylcholine-gated monoatomic cation-selective channel activity. The transcript is spliced from 6 exons. Gene Ontology annotation, biological process: monoatomic ion transmembrane transport; chemical synaptic transmission; nervous system process. Bases 248 to 1705 code for a protein of 485 amino acids. The record is from RefSeq and is a predicted model, not a curated record. NCBI's taxonomy places the organism in Eukaryota, Metazoa, Chordata, Actinopteri, Scatophagidae. Gene Ontology annotation, cellular component: postsynaptic membrane; synapse; neuron projection.